This is a messenger RNA of Homalodisca vitripennis (glassy-winged sharpshooter), 2436 nucleotides long. RefSeq names its product bladder cancer-associated protein (gene bc10). Lineage: Eukaryota; Metazoa; Arthropoda; Insecta; Hemiptera; Cicadellidae. The coding region runs from base 183 to 425 and encodes 80 amino acids. The transcript has a single exon. The record is from RefSeq and is a predicted model, not a curated record.
AUUGAAAAAAUUAAAGGCAGAUGUGGUUUGAAGUUUGAUUGAAUGGCGUAGUGGAUGGAUUGAGGUUAUUGGAGUACAUUUUCUUUGAAUUAUUAUAUUUUUAACGUUUGACUGCAGGGUUUCAUUCACCUUUAGCAUUAUACUCUUGAUUGAGUUUCUUUUAUUCACUUUCAAAGGCCACAAUGUAUUGUUUACAAUGGCUAAUUCCAGUGUUAUUAAUUCCAAAGCCAGUCAACCCAGCCCUUUUACAGACUCAUGUUGUGUUUAUGGUUCUUUAUUUGACAGGGUUCUUCCUUGAGAGGAAACCUUGCACAAUUUGUAGCUUAGUGUUUCUGGCAGCCGUGUUUUUAAUAUGUUACAGUGGUGUUGGAAACUGUCUCUUCUGGAGCUCCAAUUGUGACUCGGUGCGUUGUGAAAAUGGUUGAUAGUGAUUUAUAUGCAAAACUAUCUCCCAGCAUUUUUGGAUUUGUGGCAUGAUUUUGUCUGAGAGAUUUUUAAUCAUUGGAAGUUUAAAAUUGUUCAACAUUUUACUUUUUGUUAUGAAAAAUGUCCAAACCCAUUUUUUGUUUAUUUAAAGGACUGAAAGUUAUGAUUAAUAAAUUUACAGAUACAAAUGUUGCCAAAGACUGGAAGAAACAAUAAAUGAAUAACUUAAGAUUCAGUAACUGAUAAAAUUUUCACUCAGUUUUAUCCUGUAAAUAUUAUAAUUUUAUAUUGUAACACUUUCAUCCUUUUUAUUAGAUAAACCACUGUUAACAGUAUAGGCUAGCUUAUCAUACUGUUGUUAUUAUCAAAUUGUUCAGAAUAGAGAUUGUUUUAUAUCCUGAUAUUUGCAGUUUUUAUGUGUUCAUGAGUGAGUAAAUUGUAGUAUUUGUGAGUUUUAGAAAUCGAAAGAAACAAUUUUUACUUCUGACUAACUUAGAUUUAUGUAAUACUUUUUCAUUCAGAGUUAACUUAUUUUUCUGUAUAUUACUUGCAGAAUAAAUAAAAAAACUUUUCAUUGCUUCAUAUAUUACCAAAGUUUAAACUUGUUAUACUUAAAAAGAAUUACAGUAGCCAAUAGAAACAAUAAUUUCAUAGUGUAGUAAAGAAGAGGGUUCUCAGAUAAAAAAAAACUGUAUUUGAAUGACAAAACAUGUUAUAAUUGUGAAAUGUAAGGAAAAAACCCCAAGAAAAAGUGGCUACUAGCUGUAGGAGAGUUGAUGGCUGCAAAUGAAAUUAGUAUUUGAUUAUUUAUGAGUGUAGGUUGAAAUGUUCACUAUAAAUACGAGAAUUUUUAUCAUUAUACCUAUUUUAUUCAUUGUGGGGAUCUCCUAUUUCUAAAUAAGUAAAAUUCUCACACAUACCUUGUGGUCUGUUAUGCCUAACAAUGAAAUUUUAACCCAUUUAAAGCAAAGAUAGCUUUUUAAAUCUGGUGAAAAAGGGCUGGAAUAUAAUAAGUGACCAUCACCACCAUCGAAUCAGAGAACCAAAUUAUUUAUUAGAAAUACCUGUAGUAUUGAGCACAAAAACAUUCUCGUUAAAGGUUAUUAUAGGCCUAGUUAUUUAAAAUUAAUUAUUGGCAGCUUUUUUAAUGUGUUGAAUAACACUACUGUUCAAAAUUAAUCCAAACAAAGUGUAAUAAUCAUUCUAGUAAUUAUUUGAGUAAUUGCUACAAAUACAAUGGGGAUCAUCAUGUGAUAUUUGUAUCUAAAGUUAUCAGAAACAACUAUCCUUCAAAAUAGUAAGAAGUAACUUAUGCUACACCUGUAGGUUUGUUACAUAUACAGUAUAAUAAAUACAUAGUAUUUUUAAUCAUCAUUAAAUUAUUACUUUUUUUAAAUAUUCAAAUAACUGAACCAAACUGUAAUUUGAAAUACGUAUAACGUAAUUUGGUUCAACAUUUUGAUUUGGGUAGUUUAGGUAAUUUACCGAUCAUGUAAUGUUUAUUGACCAGACCAAGAAUUCCUAAUUGUGUAGUAUAAAAAUAGGUAACAGUACUAUCGAGGUUUCAGCAACACCCACAAUGAAAGUAUGUGAAAGUCCUAAAAUAAUUAUUUAUGGUGUCAAUUAAAAUUUUAUUAUUUCAAAAAGUGAUAAACAGAGAUCACAUUAAUUUGUUCUUAAAACUAAGCAAAAAUCUAAUGUUUGUAUAUUUAAAUAAUAAAUUUGAAUGUGAUAUUUGAUAAGAUAUUGUGAUAAGUAAAGAAUGUAUAUAAACUUAGUUUAGUAGGACAUAAUUUAGGCCUACUUUUGUAGUUGUGGUAAUGUUUUUGUAAACUUGAAGUUGUGAUGUGUAGCUUAUUAAAUUUUUAAAAUGUAUUAAAAGCCACAGAUAACUAACUAUUAAGAACGUCAGUUAUGAAUAAGUUUUACGUUAUUUGCAAUUUACCAGCAUAGAACAUUUCUUAGAUAUAUAUAUUUUAUUGUUCAAUUAAACUAAAUUGUUAUAACCAA